Molecule: messenger RNA, 1564 nt
Organism: Armigeres subalbatus
Lineage: Eukaryota; Metazoa; Arthropoda; Insecta; Diptera; Culicidae
Product: trypsin I-P1-like
Exons: 3
Coding region: 107-844 (245 amino acids)
Biological process (GO): proteolysis
Molecular function (GO): serine-type endopeptidase activity
Source: RefSeq, a predicted model, not a curated record
AAAACGUUCCACUGAUGAGUGAAAUAUCCAGUUUUUACGUGUAUUUUGACGUGUUCUGUUCUCACACAGCCGUUAGAGGAACUGCUUGGGCCAAGCCAGCCAUAAAAUGGGAGAAAAAUUGUUCUUUGUAUUUCUAGUCUGCACCGUGCUUGGAAUUUCUUGCGUGGAAUGCAUCGUGGGUGGUCAUCGAUCAGUUUCUAAUGCAGCGCCGUUCAUGGUUUCCGUGCAGAAUCCAACGCACAUCUGUGGUGGAGCUCUGGUGGGCACGGACUGGGUCCUAGCGACAGCGUCAUGCGUUCAAGGAAAAAGCAAUCUUAAGGUCCUUGUCGGAUCCGAUCGACUGUUGACCAACAUGGAUCGAGUUACGGUUUCACGCACAAAUAUUCACACCGGUUACAAUCAAACAUCUGGUGCCAAUAAUAUCGCGUUAUUGAAGUUGGAUCGGUCGGUAACAUCAUCCCGUGUUAAAACCAUCGCGUUGAAUGACGUAGCAGUGACAACUGGGCUAACGACUGAAUUCUAUGGCUGGGGUUCGUUAAAUUAUGGCUCAUCUGCGAAGUCGAAUGCACUCCAAGUGCUUUAUCAGAGAGCAAUUAGUGCAACUGAUUGUAGGGCAAAAUACCAAAGCACGCUGAUAUUGCAGAAUGAUCAGUUUUGUGCACACGUUCAGCCGGGACAAGCAGCUUGUUUGUAUGAUCAAGGUGGACCAUUAGUAGGAUAUAGCAGCAAAAAACUAAUAGGAAUCUAUGACCACGGAAUAUUAUGCAGUGGAAAAUAUCCGGAUGCGUUUACUAGUGUUUAUAACCACAAAACUUGGAUCGAAACCACAAUGGCGGCUAGAUAAAUAAUAUUUGUGUGUUAAUUUGAUAAUAUAAUAAUAUAGGGUAAAGUGCCCAAUAGUGGACCCCCAACCAAUAGUGGACCCUCCAGCCAUUUUUGCAUUAUUACAGCACAAUGUAAACAUUUUGCUAUGAAAUUCCAUCGGGAGAACCUACCUUACAGUCUUAUGAUUUGAUUACAUGCAUUGGAAAUGCUAUGGAAACUAAAAUUAGAUGAUUUUUUACAAUUCUAUAAAAAAUAAACACGAGAGUGUCCAUUAUAGGAAUAUUUUGGGGGGUCCAUAAUAGGGAAGAAGAACGUUUCGAAACGGAACAUAAAAAUCAAAUGAAGUGUCGACUAUGGGGAAGCAAUUUCCUAUUAUGGACCCCCAGGGGGUCUACUAUAGGGCGAAUUCAGUCAGACUUUGAAAUGUUAAUUUCAACGAAUAACGUCGAGUAUUUGAGUGUUUCAUGUAUGUAUCGUGAAGAGGAGAUGCAGAGCUUGGUAUAAGAUGUCACGCGAAAUAAAUAUUUUGAAAAUUUCCACUCCUUAUGCCAGGAAGAGCAAAAUUUCGCUACUAGGGGGUCCACUAUCGGACAUUUUACCCUAUUUCCAUAUGAGCUUUUCUUGAAACAAUCCAAAUGCAACGUUUUCGUUGAACAGCGUUAUCAAAAUAAUCCGAGCAUUGACGUGCCCUUUUCUAGGUGGGAGGACAGCCUAAAAAAUAGACUAACAUAAUUUUAAA